GAAUUGAUCCUCCUCCUCCUCCUCCUUGUCCGUCUCAUCCCAUUCACCAUUCGCUUCUCCACCGUGUCCUGCCACCCACGUCGACUUCAUCAGCAUCUGGUUCGACGCUGCUGCACCCACUCCUCCGCACUUGUUCUCUCCAACGAAAGCAAAGGUCCUUAUCAUCGUCAUCAUCGGCCCAACAGCCCUCACUCACCUGCUGCCGAUCACUGCGGAUCUGGUCUCCGGCAGGCCCGUCUCCCUUCACCCAAGUCGUCCAGGCAGCCACUUUUUCAGUGGUGGUAGCCGGCUCAUCAAGAGCAACCCGCUCUGGGUACGAUCUCGCUACCAGUCGUCGGCGAGCUCAUAGGAUCAUCGGUACCGCAAUAAGAGUAGGGCCUCGCAAUCCCUCACUUGCUGCAACUGAGUCCCUUGCCCCGGUACUCCAUCCACAUACACAGCCCACGCCACUCUAUCCCUCGUCCUUCACCUCCCGGCUCCCGCUCUCAUCAUGGUGUCUUCAGUCACACCUCCUCCUCGCACCACCUCUUCCCCUUCUCCUUCUUUCCCCUCUUCGCCCUCUUCACGAGCCCCUUCGAUGAUCGACGAUCCUACCUUCAGCGACGUAUCCAGCCUCGAUGACGAGGACUAUGAGCUCAUCGACGGCCAAACUCCAUCCGCAAUCUAUGACUCCACAAACCUCUCCGCUUCCCAAUCUUGGAUGGGUGACAGCGUCCAGUCAACCUCGCCUCACACUGGUCAUGCCUCCAUCGCUGCUCCUUCGAUGGAGAUAGACACAACAGUCGCCUCAAGCCGCGACCGUCGAGGAUCCCCAGAGACUCUCAUGGACCAUUCCUGGGCUGCUUCCGAGGACCAGCAGCAUUCACUAGCCCGGAACCAAAGCGCCGCAGACCAAGACAUCGACACCCCCGUCUCCUCGACGCAUCACUUGGCUCACGCUGGCCUCACCACUGGUGCUCUUCCGUCGGACAUGGCAGCGGGAACGAACGCUGGAGGUAGCGGCGGCAGUACUGUCUCUACUUGGAUCCUCCCAGACCCAACCUCUCCCGAGAAUUCAAUCCAUCUUGGACACUCUCAGCAGUGCAGCACACCGAACGCUACUCACUCGAAGAGCGCUUCCGACCAACACUCACGCCUCGAAGCAGCCAAAGGCCUACCGGCCGUCGAUCCCGUCUGGAAACGCACUCUCGGAGCCUCAUGGGAAAGGACGCUGGACAGCGACCUCUCUUCAUCUGAGCCGCAGCUGAGCCAUGGGGUAAGGAAUCUCAGUGAUACAGGCGGUCACAAUCAGAAUGACAUCCCCGCUGGCGAGAAGCAUGCCGGUGCCAUUGAGACCUCAUUGAAAGAGCCCAUCGAGCCUGAUUGGGCACAGAAGACCAGAGCGUGGCUUCAAAUCAGCAGUAGUGGCACAGUCAAUGUGCCUGAAGAGUUCACUGGAGCCAGGCGGGGCGGGGCAGCCAGUAAACACCAGGACAGUCAAAAGGCGGAUUGCAACCUCCGGGGGCUCGUCGAAAAGGGCUCGCAUGCGGCCCGAGCGCACAUGAAAAUCGCUAUCCCGAACAACGCAUCUCAAGGCCUGCUGCUGCACUGGCUUGUUGCUGCAUUGUGCGGCUUCGUGGGAGCUGUUGUCCUUCUUCAUCCUGCCCUCCCCACUGAAGCAAUUCGCGCGGCGAUGAGCUUCUCGACGAUCUCGCCUUUUGCAUCCUUCAUCAGUGUCCAAGGAGAUUUGUCUCCUGCUUCUCUCAAAUCCGCCGAGAUGUCAUCUGUGUCGAUGCAGAAGCCUCAGCCCUUGGAGACUGCUGCUAUCAGUGCGCUUAGCUUGCCGAGCUCUUUCGAUCUCUUGGUAGUGAACAACGAUCAUAGGAAGCCGUCACAGCACGGCCGGGCCAGUUCAAUAUCUUCAUCGAUGGAUGAAGACAAAGAAGUGGCUUUCACUAGUGCAAGUCAGGAUCUAGGGCAAGGUAAUGCACCCAUCUCUGAAUGGUUGCUCGCGACAUCCCAGGCCGUAUGGCGCACCCUCAAGACCAACGGCGCCAUGGGUGUGGCUGCAGCCUACGCAGAGUGGUACUACUGGGAAACGAGGCUCAAGGCUCUAUGGUUCGAGGUAAUGGAGCCGAUGGUAAAGCAAGUCAGGCGCGACUUGGAAGCAAUCGUGUCCACCUUAGGCACCGAAUUGUGGGACGCGACUUCAUUUGCAUCGGCUUAUGGACAGGCGAUGUCUACCUCCGCCACAAAGAAAGCUCAUAGGGUCCUGAAGCAUUCCGAGGCAGCUCACAAAGCAACACUCAAGCAAGCCGAGGCCUUUUACGAAGCUUAUCUGAAGGAUCAGCUGUCUGAGAAUAAGCAAAGAGCUUCUGAGCACUUCGAAAAGGCCAGAAAGACGGCUCAACACCUGCAAAGCACCGGCGGCGAGCAUGCAACUCAGUUCUACCAAUCUGCCAAAGGCUGCCUCGAGACUUGGUCUCGUGAGGCUGCGAAGGUGGCCGGAGCGGGCAAAGAGACGUGGUCAGACUUCACUGUAUCCUCGGAAGUCAGCAGUCGCGCCAGAAGAGUGGUAUCGAAUGCAGAAAAGGGCAAGAAGGCUAUACUGGAGGCUAUAGAAGCCCGGCACAGGGCUGUGGCAGGUGCUCGAGGUCUACCAUCCGACCGAUCUGGGCCUUCCAUCCGAUCGCGGGCCGCUAGGAAGGCUACGACUAAGCGAGGCAAAGUAAGAGGCCAAUCUGACAACAGCAGUGCGUACGUGGUGCACAGCGACUUCUUGAGCGAAGCGGCUGCCCCUCUGCAGAAGGCUUCUCAGCAGGCCCGGGAUGCUGUCCAGGCGCAGUUGAAGAGAGCGAGCAAAGGCUCGGAUGCGGCCAAGAAGUCUUUGCAGAAGGGAUUGUCUUCCUUCGACGAGCAAUGGAAGCGGGCGACGAAGAAGGCCAAAGUGGGCACGACCAAGAGGUCCAACAAGCGCGUCGGCGGCUCCGUGAAGCGACGAGGGUGGGCUUGAUCUACCCACGACUCGAGCUCAGCUCACCCGCUGCUGUGCGCUCCCAGUGCUCGUCAUCGCAGCUUCUCUCCCUAUCCGUGUACGCUCAUGAUCGGCCAUGUACUUUUCCCAUGUUGUUACUUGUCCCUGCCCUUCCAGCUCCUAUGACAGUCUUACCAUGUUCUUGGACCCCGAGGGGGAAGCUUGGGUGAGACGCGCCGCCAUCGGACGCGGAGUUCCAAUCUCUACUCCCGUCGGCAUGACUUUUGACGAAGACUGAGAGCAGUCAGUAGCCUACUAGUGUACCUUGCACUUCCUCU
This is a messenger RNA of Microstroma glucosiphilum, 3291 nucleotides long. RefSeq lists its product as hypothetical. The record is from RefSeq and is a predicted model, not a curated record. NCBI's taxonomy places the organism in Eukaryota, Fungi, Basidiomycota, Exobasidiomycetes, Microstromatales, Microstromataceae. The coding region runs from base 491 to 2992 and encodes 833 amino acids. The transcript is spliced from 2 exons.